Mesocricetus auratus (golden hamster) is the source of this 1055-nucleotide messenger RNA. RefSeq names its product intraflagellar transport 43 (gene Ift43). Gene Ontology annotation, cellular component: cilium; intraciliary transport particle A. The transcript is spliced from 9 exons. The record is from RefSeq and is a predicted model, not a curated record. Bases 278 to 895 code for a protein of 205 amino acids. Gene Ontology annotation, biological process: intraciliary retrograde transport. Lineage: Eukaryota; Metazoa; Chordata; Mammalia; Rodentia; Cricetidae.
CAACGGGUGGGACAAGUGGCCGAAAAAACCGCAGUCGGGACAGAUCUCGGCUCAGCCGUCUGAGUGCGAAUCCGGUCUGGACAGAGGGUCUGCGCCCCAAGCCACGCCCGCCCUCGCCCUGUAGUCUAGUCCCCGGAAGUUCUCCCAAAAGCUGCUAAGAAGAGAGGUGGUUGGGGCUGUCCUUUCCUCCCUGUAGCCCUCCUUCCCAGGAUUGGAAAUCAACACUCUAGUAUAUUACGUGGGGGGAGUAACAACAACAACAACAACAGAACCGUUGAUGGACCAGAAUACACCUAGCCCAGGCUUCCUUGCUGGUAGAAUGGAGGGGGCCAAGAUGGGCCGCAGAGCUCAACAGGAGUCAAUGCAGGCUGAGAGUUACUUGAGUAGCAAGAAUUCUUCAUUAACUCAGACUGGAGAGACUCCCCCACCAAAGCCACCUCGGCGGCAGGGAGGCUGGGCAGAGGACUCUGUGAAGGUGUCAAAAUUGGGAAAGAAAUUUUCUGAAGAGAUGGAAGACCGCCGCCUCAAACAGCACAACCUGACUGGAUCAGAUGAAGGAGAAGAUAUCCCCGUGAUCCCAGAUCUGGAAGAUGUGCAGGAGGAAGACUUCGUGCUGCAGGUGGCGUCCCCUCCGAGCAUCCAGGUAAACAGAGUGAUGACCUACCGCGAUCUGGACAAUGACCUCAUGAAGUACUCAGCCUUUCAGACUUUGGAUGGAGAAAUUGACCUGAAGCUCCUCACCAAAGUGCUGGCACCAGAGCAUGAAGUUCGAGAGGAUGACGUGGGCUGGGACUGGGACCAUCUGUACACUGAGGUGUCAUCAGAGCUCCUCACGGAGUGGGACCUGCUGCGGGCAGAGAAGGAGGACCCUGUGGGACCACCCAGGUACACCUGACCCAGCAUCAUCACUGCAUUUGAAUAACAUACAAGAAGUCUAAAACCAAGGCAGCUUGCAAGCAGCUUCAAUUUUUAUACUGAAUAUUUUGAAAUAAAAUAUUUAUUUUCAGUAGACCACAUUGGAUCACUCCAAUUCAAUAAAUGGCUUUAUUCUGUGA